Messenger RNA from Alligator mississippiensis (American alligator), 4677 nucleotides. RefSeq names its product centrosomal protein 85 (gene CEP85). The record is from RefSeq and is a predicted model, not a curated record. Gene Ontology annotation, cellular component: centrosome. The transcript has 14 exons. Bases 352 to 2709 code for a protein of 785 amino acids. Lineage: Eukaryota; Metazoa; Chordata; Crocodylia; Alligatoridae.
GAGGCCCGAGGUGUCCGGCUCGCGGUUUAACCGUGCGGGGCGUGCACACGUGGCGCGGCUCUGCGGGAAGCGCUCCGAUUUCAGCGCCCCGCCCUCGAGCGCAGCGGCAGCGCGUUACCGGUUGGGGGGCAGCCCUUCUUACAGCCGUCGUUAUUGUGGGUGGAAACGUACCCCGCGAGCGAGCCCUUCGUUUUCCUUGCCAUCGUUCGCGGACCCGUGAGGCGUGUGCGCGCCCCCCGGACCGCAGGGUGACAACCGCUGGCGUGACACGACGUGUAACGUGUCGUCUGGGGGCCCUGCCGCGUGUCCGGGUCGCACCGGGACGGAAACCAGCGAACCAGGGUCGCUGCGAUGGCCGCUCUUGAGAAACGCCCGGACCGGAGGUUCCAGCGAGCCAGCCCGCCAGACUCCAGCACAGGUCAGAAGAGUUGUUCCCUGGAGACUGACUGGAAAACCCCAACUCUGUCUGCAAAGUUCCAGAGUCACUUUGGGCGCUGUUCAAGCACGGCUGACAGUGGGGACACGGCAAUCGGAACCUCCUGUUCAGACAGCACAGAGGACUUCUGCACUUCCAGUGGCAGCACCUCAUUCCAGCCCAUUAAAACCCAAGUGACCAUCCCCACAGCCCAUGUCAUGCCUUCCACAUUGGGCAUGUCGCCUUCCAAGUUCUGCUCCGCAGGAGAGCCAAACUCUUUGCAGAAGGUGCCGUUAUCAUCGAAACCAGCUCUGUCAGCAUCCUCCACUGAAAAUGCAGGGCUGACAAGAAACGGAGACCCUCAUGCUGUAAAAUUGUCUCAAGGGCCACCCAGGGAGCUCCUGCAGCUCUAUGGGACUUCCGGGGAAAACAGUUUUGAGCAGUCCUGGCUUCCCCAUGCUGAGCACAUGAGAGCAGAAGAUAAUCGGAAAUUUGACAUGCCUGCCCUUGAGUUCACCCUUAACCGGUCUCUUUGGAUGGAUAAUCUGUGCUCUGAUCCUCACCGCAAGUUCCAGAAAUGCAAUCCAAGCACCGCUGCCGCCGAUGCAGCAAAGGAGCCUUAUAAAGUGCUACCAGAGACGCAAACUGCACCUGGGGCUAGUGGAGUCUGUGAGCCCCGCAACGGGACAUGGCCUCGUGGGAGCAGAGCCACGCCAGUAGGACUUCAGCCCAGUAACAUCUUUUCAAAGCCAGGCGCUCCUCAGGCACAAGCGUGGAGGCAAGAACCUUGCACGUGGCAUCCGCAUGAGAGGGUUUGUGACCUUGGCACUUGGAAGCAUCAGCUGGACAACAUCAGAGUGCGCGUAGAACAGAUGCAGUUACAAAAUGGAGUUGCUUGCAACCAUUCCUCAAUGUAUCCCACGCCGCUGCAUUCGGUCGAUCCAGCCCAGUGGGUCAGUAUCCUGAGUGCCAAUGACAAUCUACUCAAGGAGAAAGAGCUCCUCAUUGACAGGCAGAGGCAACACAUCUCCCAGCUGGAGCAGAAGGUUCGAGAGAGCGAGCUGCAGGUUCACAGUGCUCUGCUUGGCUGUUCUACCCCCUACGGAGACAUUUGCUUAUUGAGGCUGCAGGAGCUGCAGCGGGAAAACACUUUCCUGCGGGCACAGUUCACUGAGAAGAUGGAUUCCCUUAAUAAAGAAAAGAUCGAACUGGAGAGAAAGCUGGCUGCUUCCGAGUUGGAUACAAGGCGUAUUCGGGAGACGAUGAAGGAGACGGUACAGAAGCAUGCAGAGGAAGUAAAGAAGCAGGAAGAGCGGGUAAAAGGGAGAGACAGACAUAUUAAUGGCCUGAAAAAGAAAUGCCAGAAGGAGUCUGAGCAAAACCGGGAGAGGCAACAGAGGAUCGAGACCCUCGAGCGGUAUCUGGCUGAUCUGCCAACCUUGGAGGAUCAUCAGAAGCAGAAUCAGCAGCUAAAGGAGUCGGAGCUGAAGAUUGCUGCUCUACAAGACACGGUGGCAGCGUUGGAGAGAGAGCUUGGAGAUGUCCGUGCUACAUGCAGGGAGCAGGAGGCACAGAUCGAGGCCCAGAAGCGCAAGGAGCUGGAGCUGCUUUCCACUGUGCACAGCUUGCAGGACAAGGUGCAGCAGUGCAUGACAAGUGCAGAGAGGGGAACUUCAGUUCAGGAGGUGGAGAAACAACAAGGAGAAUCGGAUUCUCUGCAGAAAGAAUGCGAUCGACUCAGGAAGAUUAUGGACAAGCAGCAGAAGAAGAUGGAGCAGUUGUCUUCCCAAGUCAAGAGCCUAGAGAACCAGGUGGCCCAGGAAGAAGGAACCAGCCAAGCUCUGAAAGAGGAAGCGAUGCAGCGAGAGAAUGCACUGCAGCAGCUACGCACAGCUGUGAAGGAGCUUUCGGUGCAGAACCAGGACCUGAUCGAAAAGAAUCUGACGUUGCAGGAACGACUUCGGCAAGCAGAGCUGGGCCAGCCACUCCCCAGGGAGACCGCCCAUCUCGCCCACGAGUUGCACAGCGAGCUGACCAGCUGCCUGCAGGACUUGCAGUCUGUCUUCAGCAUUGUCACUCAGAGGGCACAGGGCAAGGAUCCCAACCUUUCCCUGCUCCUGGGCAUUCACACUGUGCAGUGCUCGGCCAAGGAGAAGGCAGACUUGCUGAGCCCAGAUGGACUUACAAAAACACUGACGGAGGUAAAGCAGCUGCACAGAGAGAUUGAGGACCUAAGGACAGCGAUAUCGGACAGAUACGCUCAGGAUAUGGGAGACAACUGCAUCACACAGUGAGAGACGAGCUUUCCCCAGCAUGAGACGGGAACAGCUGGACAUGACUUGAAAAUCCCAGGAGACUUCAGCACUCCUGCAGUGGAAAAACGUAUUGGCACCUUAGCAUCCCCCUGCUUGGGUACAGCUGUGGGGGUCACUCACAAGAAGUCAGGGAUUCUGUUGCCAAGAGUAUUCGGGUGCUGUUUGGCCAGCCGGAUCUGUUCAGGGUCUGUGUUCAUUAGAUUCUUGCAGAGCUUUUGCUUCUGCCAUUGGCUUCAAGCUGGCCCCUGGCCUGUCUGUCCUUUUCUAAUAAACUCUCCAAGCCAAUGCCUGGCGGAAGCACUAGCCUCGCACAGGUAUUCAGGAGUCUGGGGCGAUACACCCGUAACACCAUCGUACCAUGGUGCUACAGGCUUAUCUGAGACUCCUGCAUACCCAGUUUUGGCCUUGUAGUCAUUUGUGUACUGAGGCCUGUAUUGCUCAGGUUUAGGGAGCUGAUGUUUUCAGCAGGAUCAAGCGCUGUGAGGCUAACGCUGGUUUCUGACCAUGCUCCUCUGCUUGAUUGUACCUUCUGAGGCCUUAGGAUCUGAUCCCCCUUUGGGAGCAUCCUGAAUGCAGAUGCACAUUCAGACUGCGGAGGAAGGGGAUUACUGCUUGAAGUGCCUUUAGUCCUCUAGAGAGACUUCCUGCCCACAACCUGCUUUUUCAUGCCUAAUGCACGUGCUGGUGAGGGGAGGAAUUGGUCUGUUGGCUCUUUUGUAGCCAUAAAGCAGUCCUGGAUACGUGGGACCUGUCUGGCAGGACAGCCCGUCUGGGCAAGGAGCACUGUUGCAGGGCGGCAGAUGCCCUGGCUCGCAGCCAGGCUGCCAUUUUCAUUGCACAGCUGCCCCAGGGGAUGUCCUCGGUGUACAGUUGUGCAGGAUCUGAACAGAGAUUUUUUUUUUUUCCCCCCAAAGCCAUGAUCUCUCUCACCUGUGCAAUCCUACAUUUCCCCCUGGUCAGAGAUCUCCCCCCUCCCUGUUGUUAAAUGGGUUGUAUUUAAAUCUCUUUGCCACUUUUUCAUUUCGUCAGCUUCCUGACUCGUAAGGAGAACUUGGAAGCUGGAGUGUUUUCAGUUGAGAGGCACCACGGGGAGGCCUAGCUUUCUUCUUGGAUCCAAAGCUGAGAUGUCACCUCCUUGUUUUUCGUUUAAAAAACCCCACAAACCUGGUGCCCCUCGGCAGCGUGCUGUUGCUGUAGGUUUGCGUCCAUCUCUCUGGGGUGAGCCCCCCUGGCAGAGACGCUCUUCCUGAUCCCCUUGUUGAACUUCAGUAAGACCAAAUGCUGUUUUUCAAAAUCUGGGCACCCCCUCCCCCCCAGCGUGUGGAAACGGCACCAUUUGUGUGUCAUCUCUGACUCAUUUGUGCCUAGCGCAUAGGAAGCGUGUCGGGGUGUGGUGGGCGGCUCGCUCGCGGGUCUCGCAGGCUGGCCCCGUUCCUUGUGCAGUUCCUGCAGAAGUGCUUUUGGGGGCAGCUCCAGCCCCUUGCCCCGGUGCCUGCAGCCCGGUUCCUUGCCGACCCGGCUGCGUGUCUUUCUCGAAGUCCGUUCUGGGAGGAACGGCGGUGGGCAGGAAGCAGCAGCUUCCUCUUGCCAGUUGGCAGCCAAGUAGCCUGCAUUUCAGGCCUGAUUUUUCUUAGCCUCCCCCCUUCCCUUGUUCUCUUGUCCCCUGCGGUGGGUACACGCGGGGAGCGGAGGUGCGGGCAGGGCGAGGCCGGAGCAGCUUGUCCUCUCUCGCGCUCGCCCGUGGGGGCCAAGGCGGGGGUAGACCCCCGCGGCUGGCACGGCCCGCUCCUUCCUGGUGCACAGGCCUGGCAGGGAAGAAAGGUCCGGUUUAUUGCCCCUUUACCACGUUUUAUAUUUGAAUUGGAAAUAAAGCACGCGCCGAGGCCCCCGGGCCCGGGACUUUGUACGGAGGGUUUUGCCUACACAAUAAAGGCGCUUUGUUCCCCC